Neltuma alba is the source of this 996-nucleotide messenger RNA. RefSeq names its product gamma-glutamyl peptidase 5-like. The coding region runs from base 126 to 863 and encodes 245 amino acids. Gene Ontology annotation, cellular component: cytosol. The record is from RefSeq and is a predicted model, not a curated record. Lineage: Eukaryota; Viridiplantae; Streptophyta; Magnoliopsida; Fabales; Fabaceae. The transcript has 4 exons.
GCUCCGCCCCCCUUCUCUAUUGUCUGCUUUCUCUCUCUAAGGUCUUAGUGAGAGAAAGCUCGUACCGAUUCACAGAGAGAGAAGAAAGAGACCGUACAAAGCCUUUUAGUGAAAAGGAGAGAUUAAUGGAGGGGAAAAGGUAUGCGGUGUUGCUGUGUGCGGAGGAUUCCGAGUACGUAAGGAAGAAGUACGGAGGGUAUUUUGGGGUUUUCUUCAGAAUGCUGGCGGAGGAAGGCGAGACUUGGGACGUUUACAAGGUGGUUUCCGGCGAGUUCCCGGAGGAGGACGGUGAUCUCGACGUCUACGACGGAUUCGUCAUCACCGGCAGCUGCAAUGACGCCCACGGAAAUGACGCCUGGAUCCAUCGCCUCAUCACUCUCAUUCAGAAACUCGAUUCCAUGAAGAGAAAUCCUCGGCAUUGCUUCGGUCACCAGAUACUGUGCCGUGCAUUGGGCGGGAAGGUGAGUCGGUCUCCCACUGGUUGGGACAUCGGCGUGAGAACCAUAACGUUAACAUCACCAUCGCCGCCUUGGUCUCCGACGUCUCUCGUGCCGCCGUCAAAGCUGUCCAUAAUCCAAUGCCAUCGCGAUGAGGUGAGAGAAAUUCCGGCGAAGGCAGAGGUGAUAGGUUGGUCGGAGAAGACGGGGGUGGAGAUGUUUAGGAUGGGAGAUCACAUAAUGGGGAUCCAAGGCCACCCUGAGUACAACCUUGACAUCCUUUUUCACCUCAUCGACCGCCUUGUUCAGCGUCACCUCAUCCUGGAAGCUUAUGGCGUGGAAGCUAGGGCUAAGAUGGGGUUGGCAGAGCCUGAUAGGGAGGCUUGGAAGAAACUCUGCACCACUUUCCUCAAGAGUCGCUCAUGAAUUAUUAUUAAAAUGGUUGUGAAUGCGAGAAUGAGGGAGAAAAGUGGUUUGAUUAAUGACAAGAAUUAAUAUUUGCCAGAACUGGACAAGUCUUGGUGAAUAUGGAUAUCAGAAUCUUUUAUAUAUACAACUC